AUGGAAGCAUCACCAGAGUUUUCUGAACGAUUGGAAGCAUAUUUAAAAUCACAAACUAUAAAAAGGUUUGAUUAUUCGCAAUUUAGAGAUGUUAAACGUAUUGGCGAGGGUGGUUAUGCAGUUGUUUAUUCGGCAGCUUUCAAUGGACAGACCUAUGCAUUAAAAAGUCUAAAUAAUAAUUUGAAAUUUGAAAGAAAAGAGUUCAAACAAUUUAAACAUGAG
Messenger RNA from Dentiscutata erythropus, 222 nucleotides. The record is from the annotation of a GenBank genome assembly. Lineage: Eukaryota; Fungi; Glomeromycota; Glomeromycetes; Diversisporales; Gigasporaceae.